Messenger RNA from Coccinella septempunctata (seven-spotted ladybird), 1674 nucleotides. Its product is annotated as activating signal cointegrator 1 complex subunit 1-like. Gene Ontology annotation, biological process: DNA alkylation repair; regulation of DNA-templated transcription. Lineage: Eukaryota; Metazoa; Arthropoda; Insecta; Coleoptera; Coccinellidae. Bases 51 to 1052 code for a protein of 333 amino acids. The record is from RefSeq and is a predicted model, not a curated record. Gene Ontology annotation, cellular component: nucleus. The transcript is spliced from 6 exons. Gene Ontology annotation, molecular function: RNA binding.
AGAAACACAGAUGUCAAAGUCAAAGCAAAACAAUAACAGAAAAAUAAAAAAUGAGUAAAAGGAAUUGUUUGAAACCUCUUCGAAUGUGGAUUGAUGGUAAAUGCUAUAAUAUAAGGAGAUAUGAUAGGAAGAAGUAUAAGAGUUUGACGCAUAUUCCCCAUAAAGCUGAAGAUCAAAAAAUCCAGCGUUUUUCUGAAAAGAUUCAUCUUCCUUCGAUUUACUAUUCAAAAUUAGUGGGAUAUGAAAAUCCAGAAAUAAAUGCAGUACAAAGUGAAACUAAUACCAUCAUACGGUACCCUACAAAUGGUAAGGAUGGUUUUCUAGAAAUAUUAGGGGAGACUAUGGAAUCAAUUGACGAAGCUAAGGAGCAAAUGUAUUCUUUCAUUGCUGAUAUAAGGAAUCAAUUAUCUGCACUGCAGUUCAUUUCAAUUCCACUUUCAAGUCCUGAAAUCAAACAAAAUUUUGAAAAGUUUAAAGAAGAAAUAUUGGCAAAUAAUUAUCAAGGUGUAGAAGAAUCAAUAUUUCAGAGUGUUUUAAAAUUACAUUUAACCAUAGCUGUUUUCACCUUACUCGAUGAUAAAGAAAGGCAUGAGGCAUUAGAUGUGCUCAGAGAAGUUAAAAAUUCAUUUGAGAAGACAGAAGUUCCAUUGAAAAUAAGAGUUAAGGGCCUUAACUGUAUGAAUGCAAAUUACUCUAAAGUAAAUGUUUUGUAUGCAGAGGCUUCCUUAGCUGAAGAUUCCAAAUCUGAAGAAAGUUUACAAAAAAUAGCUGAUUCAAUAUUGAAUACAUUUUAUGAAAGGGGACUUUGCAGAGAAUAUUCAGAAAAUGUAAAGCUUCAUGUGACUCUUAUGAACACCAAGUACAGGAAAAAAGCAGUUGGUUCUCCAAGAAAAAAAUUGUUCAAGAGAGAAACGUUUGAUGCUACACAAAUAAUGGAACACUUCAAAGAUUAUUAUUUUGGAGUUGCUGCUUUUAAUACUAUACACUUAUCACUCAUGUCUAGUGUAGGUAAAGAUGGGUUUUAUGAGUCUUUAGGUACAGUACAAAUUUGAACAUUUUAUGAAAUUUCACAUAUUAAGAUGACCAUCUAAUUCUAAGAAAACACACCAUGUUUUGAAUUAGGCUGAUUUUCAAUAUAUAAUGACGAAAUUCAGGACAUUGAUUUGGCACUUUUUGACAUUGUAUAUGUUUUAAGAGAAACCUUUUUUGUUAACUUCUUUUUAUACUUAUGUACAAUAAUAAUAAUGAUUUACAUUUUUCUUAAUAAUCAAAAACAAAAUUAUCAAAAAAAAAAACAAUUUUAUAUAUUUAUUUAUUGUUGUCGCGUUACUGUUGGUCUUAAAUACAUGGAAUAUUUUAUUGUUUUAGGAAUAAAUAUUUUGAAACAUAUAUAAACUUAAGUGAGUUGACUGGCAUUCAAAGAAAUUUAUAGUCAUGGAAUUUUGAGAGUAGAUACAUAGUAGAUAAUCUACUCUUGAACAUGGUUACUUAAUUACUAGCAUUUUUAUUUUCAAAUCUCAUGUAUAUCCAAAAUUGUUUGGGAUAUUUAAAAUAUUUCCUACCAGUUUAUUUUGAAAAAGAUCCAGAAAAACUGAAGACUAUUUUUCUGUAGAAACGAUGUUCUGUGCUUGAAAGGUCCAGAUCACAGAACACUAAUAAAUCUUUGAUACACAA